AUGAGACACGUGUGGACCUUAGUGGUGCUGAUGACAGCAUCGACUCUUGCGGAGUAUCGAACAUUGUAUGGCGGGAAUUUAAUGGUUAGCAACGGCGGUUAUAUAAAUAACAGGAAUACCGGUAUCAUAUCCGGAAGCCAAAGGGACAGACCUUUCGAAAAUGUUGGAAAUCAGGCCGGAUAUGGAUUCUUUAAUGGAGAUAUCAGCGGAGCUUCAUUCGGACAGCGAACAGAAGGAUCGUUAGGAUCUAGCAAUGGUGGAGAACCCUUUUUCACAUCUGGACGUCAAAGAGGAGGACCUCUUGCGAUUUCUGGCAGUAUGCCUGGAGAUGGUUUGGUAAAUCGAGAAAGCAGCGGAGGAUCCUUUGGACAAGGAAACACGGGACUAAUAAGAGGUAGUAAAAGUGGGGGACCAUUUAAAGUCAACGUCGAUCAGGAAAGUAUUAUGUAUGGAGGACAGAGCGAAGGACCUAUUCGCAGUCAGUCUAGUGAUGAAAUAGUGAAUAGCGGUAGCAGUGGCGGACUCUUUGGACAAAGGAGAACUGGAUUAGUAAGGGGUAGUAAUAGUGAAGGACCCUUUCAAGUAAAUGCCGGCCAAGGUAUUAUAGCUGGGAACCAAAUCGGAGGAUCUUUUGGAAACCAGGGUACGCAUGUAAACGCUGGCAGCGGUGGUGGAUCUUCCGGACAAGGAAACAUUGGAUUAAUAAGGGGAAGCAACACUGGAGGACCAUUUAGAGUUAACGCCGAUCAGGAAAGUAUUAUAUCUGGAAGACAGAACGAAGGUCUUUUUGGAAAUCAGGCUAGAGAUGUAUUUGUGAAUGUUGGCAGCAGUGGAGGGCCCUUUGGACAAGAGAAAACUGGAUUAAUAAGGGGUAGUAAUAGUGGUGGACCCUUUCAAGUAAAUGUCGGCCAGGAAGGUAAUAUAGCUGGGGCACUUGGAGGAUCUUCUGGAAACCAUGUUGCACAUGUAAACGCCGGCACCGGCGGAGGAUUAAUAGGGGGAAGCAACACUGGAGGACCAUUUAGAGUUAACGCCGAUCAGGAAAGUAUUUUAUCUGGAAGACAGAAUGAAGGACUUUUUGGAAAUCAAGCUAUGGAUAAAUUAGUUAGCGGAGGCAGCAGUGGAGGACCCUUUGAACAAGGACAAAAAGGAUUAAUAAGAGGUAUGAACAGUGGUGAACCCUUUCAACUAAAUGUCGGCCAGGAAGGUAUCACGUCUGGAAGCCACAGCGGGGGAACUUUCGGAAAUGCUGGAAACAUGCCUGUCGAUGGGUUGGUAAAUGGACACAAUACUGGAGGACCGUAUGGACGGGCAAGCGAUAGAUUAAUACGAAGUAGCAGUGGUGAAGGACCUUUCAGAUCUAACGGGCGCAUCAUAUCUGAAAGCCAAAACGGCGGACCUUUCGGAAAUCAAGCCGUAAAUGGUUUGGUUAAAGGUGGUGUCAAUGGAGGACCAUUUGGUAAAAUAGAAGGCGGUUUAAUUCAAAGUAGCAGCAGUGGAGGCCCUUUUAAAGCAACUGGCGAGCAGGAUGGUAUCACAUCUGGAGGCCAGAGUGGAAAUAUUUUUAGAAAUAGUUCUGCUAAUGGAUUGAUUAACGGUAGCGGCAGUGGAGGACCUUUUAUGUGAGAAAUAUGUGCAUUAAGCAGAGGCAUAAUAAAGAUCAAAUAGCUUUUAAGUUGUACAUUUUCUUU
Molecule: messenger RNA, 1691 nt
Organism: Drosophila novamexicana
Lineage: Eukaryota; Metazoa; Arthropoda; Insecta; Diptera; Drosophilidae
Exons: 1
Coding region: 1-1626 (541 amino acids)
Source: RefSeq, a predicted model, not a curated record